Lodderomyces theae is the source of this 1296-nucleotide messenger RNA. RefSeq lists its product as uncharacterized. The coding region runs from base 1 to 1296 and encodes 431 amino acids. The transcript has a single exon. Lineage: Eukaryota; Fungi; Ascomycota; Pichiomycetes; Serinales; Debaryomycetaceae. The record is from RefSeq and is a predicted model, not a curated record.
AUGUCACACACUUCUCCAGCGGUGGUAAUAGACAAUGGAUCCUACACAACCAAGGCAGGAUUCGCGCUGGACGACCUACCUUCACUCGUUUUCAACUCAAAUUACAUAGUCGACAGUGUAACUAACAAAGUCAUUAUUGGAGACGAUGAGAUGGAAAAAUACAGUCAGAAUCCAGUAUCGACAUUGCUUGAAGAUGGAUUGUUAUAUAAUUUUGACAACAUAGCGCACAACUGGCGCUAUGUAUAUGACAAUAUUGAUAAUCAUAAUGCGAUAAAUUCAAACGAGUAUCCGUUGGUUAUGACUGAACAGUCUUGGAAUACCAUGAAGUCCAAAGUUAAAACCUGUCAGAUUGUGUUUGAGGAAUUUGAAGUGCCAUUAUUCAGUCUUGUCAAGAACCCAUUGAGUCAAUUGUACCGAUGCGGCAAAUCAACAGGGUUGGUUAUUGACGUUGGAUCGGGUGUUGCCAGCGUGACACCUAUUUUGGAUGGAGUUAUACAAAACAAGAGCUCAUUCCACUCCAAAUAUGCUGGUGACUACAUCAACUUGCACAUCCUAAACUACUUGGAGGGAAAAGUGCUGUCUAUUGACGAGUUAUUACCUGCUUCUUAUAGAACCGCCUCAGAGUCAUUCAAGUCGUACUACAUGUCAACACACGUCUUACAGGAGUACAAGAACCUAUCGCUAAACUACCAAGUAUCCAAUCUCGAAAUUUACGAUCACAAAUUCCUAGAUGUCAGCGAUCAACGAAAUUUUUUGGAAAACUUGUUUGAUCCACAUUUGAACAAGUUGCCCAACUUGAACUUGCCCGAACCUUCACUUGAUGUACCUGCCUCACAAGGGCUAACAAAUUUGGUGUUUAUGGCAAUAAGAAGUCUUGAAAGAACAUUGAUGCCUAACAACGAUGACCCAAAUUCACAAUCACAGAACCGAUUUGCUAGAUUUAUGGAAACUUUUAAACAAUUAUUGUCGAAUGUCUUGAUCACUGGUGGUACAUCUUUAGCUAGCGAGUUGUCCGACCAUGUGAUAAAUGACAUUAGGGCAUUGAUGCAAAAGUAUUUCCCAAACUAUCCGUUUUCAUACCACGUGCAACAAAUUAGACCAACUUUGAACAACGAUAACGCUGAUGUUUGGGACAAGCAAUUUGGAAGCUGGUUGGGUGCUUGCAACUUAGCCAGUAUGUUGAAUGAAAGUGAUGAGAAUUCAAGUAGUGCAAAGAUUGCAUUGGACAAUUGGUUUAUUUCUAAAGCUGAUUAUGAAGAGUUAGGAGAAGAUUUAAUUCUUGAAAAGUUCAAGUAA